Acanthocheilonema viteae is the source of this 1056-nucleotide messenger RNA. The record is from the annotation of a GenBank genome assembly. NCBI's taxonomy places the organism in Eukaryota, Metazoa, Nematoda, Chromadorea, Rhabditida, Onchocercidae.
AUGAGAGCGGAAGUAGUGGUGGUUUUAACCUUUAUUGAGGUAUAUGGAGAACCUUUAAGUGUUUUCGUGGGUGCUGGUUCAGCAAUCGCUGCUUCAUUGAGCAUUUUCAGUUACUAUGUUCGAUGCAAACUUUUUGAAUGUUGCAACAGUCAUUGGGUAGAAGGAAAUUAUACAGGCUUGCAGCAUUCUAUGCACACACGAUUAUAUGGGCAACAUCUGGCCAAGGAAACUAUAAUAACAGCCGCAAUUGCGCAUUGGAAAAAUCCAAAUCCUAAAAAGGCUUUGGUGAUGUCAUUUCAUGGAUGGACUGGUUGUGGCAAAAAUUAUCUUAGCUCCAUGAUUGGCGAGAACUUAUACAUAAAUGGAAUGAAAAGUGAAUACGUUCAUGUUUAUAUUUCGACACUGCAUUUCUCAAACUAUUUAGAAAUACCACUUUAUCAGAUGCAGUUACGUUCAUGGAUACAAGGGAAUGUAUCGAAAUGCGAGCGAAGCUUAUUUAUCUUUGACGAAGUAGACAAAAUGCCUGCGAAAGUAAUUGAUGCCUUAAAGCCUUUUUUGGACCACUAUGAACAUUUGGAAAGUGUUGAUUUUCGAAAAAAGAUCCAUGAUUUAAAUUACAUUUGCAGUAAUUCUGGAAGUAAUGAAAUAGCGCAGAAAGCACUUCAACAUUAUCAAGAUGGAAAAAUAAGAGAAACAAUAACACUGAAGGAGAUGGAAGAUGUUGUUAUGGCUAGCGCAUUCAAUACUGAAGGUGGGCUAAAAAUGAGUGAAUUGAUCUCAGCACAUUUGAUUGAUCACUUUGUUCCUUUCUUACCUCUAGAAAGGAGACAUAUAUUGCUUUGUAUCCGAGAUUAUAUGCUUUCUCAUGAAUUCACGCCAACAGAUGAACGUAUCACUGCUAUUGCUGAUUCUUUGCAGUACUUUCCUAAAACAAAUCCGAUCUAUUCUUCAUCUGGUUGUAAACGGGUUGCUCAGAAGACUGAGCUGUUUAUAUCUGCAGAACGCGAAAGAGAACGACAGCGUUUUGAAAACUUUCAAGAUGAUGACGUAUUAUAA